UUGAAGACCUGAAUGGCACAUUCUCAACACUCAGGAGUGACAUCUUGCCUGAGAGAGACACUCGGAGGAGGAAGAAGAUGAGGAGUCAGGAAUAAAUCUUUAUCUGGAAAAGGGUUUAUCUAAAGAGGCAUUUCUUGAUACAUUUAUCUUGAUUGGGACCCAAGUUAAUCAGAUUUGGAUUACAACACUGAUGAGGUUGCCAACUGCAUUAAAAGAGAGUUCACCAUCAAAAUGAUGCAUUUUCUAGAAAGAGAAAGAAGCUCUGAACUCUGGAAUGUUGUGUCAGCAUCCUCGAUAAAUAUUUGGUUUCACUGGAUUUUCCAUCUGUUUGGGUUCUGCCUUGCCUCGUGUUGCUUGGACUGUGUGUAAGUGAAAACCCAGAAGUCAGCUGGCAGCUGAGCUAGUUACGAUGGAAUCACAGGAAUCAGUGACCUUCAAGGAUGUAGCUGUAGACUUCACCCAGGAAGAGUGGGCCCUACUGGACACAUCCCAGAGGAAACUAUUCAGAGAUGUGAUGCUAGAGAACAUCAGUCAUCUGGUCUCAGUUGGCAAUCAGCUCUACAAAUCAGAUGUGAUUUCCCAUUUGGAGCAAGGAGAGCAACUUUCAAGAGAAGAGUUAGGUUUUCUGCAAGGCCAGAGUCCAGUCAUUUCAGGUAGAGAAGAUGAUCUGAGAAAACAGGAAAUGAUAUCCAUGCAACAUAUCUACAAGAAAGACACAUCUGUAAUCAGUGCAAUGCAGAGAUCUCACAGUCAAGAGGAUCUUUUGGAAUGCAAUGAUUUCAGAGAAAAAUUUACUGAAAUCUUAACAUUGACUCAGUAUGUGAUACCUCAAGUGGGAAAGAAACCCUUUUUCAGCCAAGAUUUUGGAAAAGCCAUCAGUUACUUGUCAUCCUUUAAUAUACAUAAGCAAAUUCAUGCUAGAAGUAAAUCAUAUGAAUGUCAUCAACGUACGAAUGCCUUUAUUCAAAGUUCUGCCCUUAGGCAGCACGAUAAUACUCAAACUGGAGAGAAAACAUUUGAAUGUCAUGUAUGUAGGAAAGCCUUCAGUAAAAGUUCUAACCUUAGACGACAUGAGAUGAUUCAUACUGGAGUGAAACCACAUGGAUGUCAUCUGUGUGGGAAAUCCUUUACUCAUUGUUCUGACCUUAGAAAACAUGAAAGAAUUCACACUGGAGAGAAAUUAUAUGGCUGUCAUCUGUGUGGGAAAGCCUUCAGUAAAAGUUAUAAUCUUAGGCGACAUGAGAUGAUUCACACUAGAGAGAAACCAAAUGAAUGUCAUCUGUGUGGGAAAGCCUUCACUCAUUGCUCUGACCUUAGAAAACAUGAGAGAACUCACUUUGGAGAGAAACCAUAUGGAUGCCAUCUAUGUGGGAAGACAUUCAGUAAAACUUCUUACCUUAGACAACAUGAGAGAACUCACAAUGGAGAGAAACCAUAUGAAUGUCAUCUAUGUGGGAAGGCCUUCACUCAUUGUUCUCACCUUAGAAAACAUGAGAGAACUCACACUGGAGAGAAACCAUAUGAAUGUCAUCUAUGUGGAAAAGCCUUCACUGAGUCUUCUGUCCUUAGACGACAUGAGAGAACUCACACUGGAGAGAAACCAUAUGAAUGUCAUCUGUGUUGGAAAGCCUUCACUGAUUCCUCUGUCCUUAAGCGACAUGAGAGAACUCACACUGGAGAAAAACCAUAUGAAUGUCACCUAUGUGGGAAAGCCUUCAAUCACUCUUCUGUCCUUAGACGACAUGAAAGAACUCACACUGGUGAGAAGCCAUAUGAAUGCAAUAUAUGUGGUAAAGCCUUCAAUAGAAGUUAUAACUUUAGAUUGCAUAAGAGAAUUCACACUGGAGAGAAACCGCAUAAAUGUUAUCUAUGUGGGAAAGCCUUCAGUAAAUAUUUUAACCUUAGACAACACGAGAGAACUCAUGCUGUAAAGGUAGUAAAUGUGGAAGAUUCACCACCCAUAGCUUCAAAGUAUAAACACUAUUGUGGACUCGCACAGUGAAGAAAUACUAUGUUUAUAUUCAGUGUAUAAGAGCCUUUAUUCGUCCUUAUUACUCCACUCAAAGUUAAUACAAAGUGGAGAGAAUCCAUAUGUAUGUUACUUAUGUAACAAAGCAUUUAGCAGUGGACUCAGGUGGGAGAACUGAAACUGCAAAUGGAAUGAAUUUGGGAGAAUCUUCAUCCUUAGCUGUAACUGUUAAACUAAAUGGAUAAAUCACAUGUCAGAGAAAUUCUAUGUCUGUAAUCAGUGUGGAAAUGCCUUGAGUUAUAAAUUAUCCUCUAAAUAAAUAAGUAAACUGCACAAGAGAGAAAUUCUAGACCUGUAAUCACUGUG
This is a messenger RNA of Lagenorhynchus albirostris (white-beaked dolphin), 2335 nucleotides long. It is a transcript of the gene ZNF596, whose product is annotated as zinc finger protein 596. NCBI's taxonomy places the organism in Eukaryota, Metazoa, Chordata, Mammalia, Artiodactyla, Delphinidae. Gene Ontology annotation, biological process: regulation of transcription by RNA polymerase II. Bases 410 to 2002 code for a protein of 530 amino acids. The transcript is spliced from 7 exons. Gene Ontology annotation, molecular function: RNA polymerase II transcription regulatory region sequence-specific DNA binding; DNA-binding transcription factor activity, RNA polymerase II-specific. Gene Ontology annotation, cellular component: nucleus. The record is from RefSeq and is a predicted model, not a curated record.